This is a messenger RNA of Bubalus bubalis (water buffalo), 1391 nucleotides long. RefSeq lists its product as uncharacterized. Gene Ontology annotation, molecular function: fatty acyl-CoA hydrolase activity. The transcript is spliced from 4 exons. Bases 734 to 1336 code for a protein of 200 amino acids. Gene Ontology annotation, cellular component: mitochondrion. NCBI's taxonomy places the organism in Eukaryota, Metazoa, Chordata, Mammalia, Artiodactyla, Bovidae. The record is from RefSeq and is a predicted model, not a curated record.
AUACUUAAAAAAGGAAUCUAUAUGUGCAAAAUCCUAGGAUGCCAGAGUUGUCAAAGACAUCUGCAUAGUCUUGUGAUAUUAUGGAAAGUUAACCAUUUGCCUAAGGAUUUGUUUUGAAGACAACAUGUGUUGCAGAGUUGGACAUGGAAAUAAACAUUAAUAAAAAUAGAUAAUAAAAUCCUGUUUAGCACUUGGAAGGAUGGAGUGGGCCCAAGCAAGGUAAAGUUUAGCCCCUUCUUUUUCAUCAGCUCAUUCAUUUGUAAUGCUUUGCUGUGAUUUGAGCAUUUUCCUAAAAAAUCGGGUGCCUCUUGAUGUGGACGCCAACUGGGUCUCCAUUUCCUGGAAUUUGAUUUGUCAACGUCUGGCAUCAUCUUUCAGGUGAGUUCCUUUAUCCACGUGUGUAACAGGUGGAACUGAUGGGAGAGCCCACAGGUUAAUUAGUGCUGUGGCAGCUGGCAAAUGCCUGAGCUACAUGCCUCUGCUACAUACUGUGAGUUGUGUUCUUCCGAGGAACCACUAUGGAGGCGUCACUAGAGGGCGGUCCGUGAUUGGCGGUGGACUACUGGUGGACUACUUUCGAAGAGCCAUGUUACGAGUCGGAUCAGUGCGCACCGCCUUGGGUCCCAGCAGCGGACUGGGAGAUUGGGUCAGACAUGAUUGGAGAGCCGUGAAUCCCUUGGCUGUGGAUUGGUCCUGAAAUAGUCUGGGUACUGUCCAAGGCAGCAGCCCCACUAUGACCUCUUGGGUUUCGAGGCUGCUUCCCAGGAAUGGCCGUUCCUUGGCUACAGCAUCAGAGAACCAGCGAGCUGAGGAUCGCCAUCGGCACCAGGAGGCCUACGGGUACUUCUUGCCCAUCCAGACGAGGUGGCAGGACAAUGACCAGUACGGCCACGUGAACAAUGUUGUGUACUACAGCUACUUCGACACGAUUAUCAACCAGUAUUUGAUCAGGUACUGCGGUCUGAAAACGGGCUUGCUGACGGCCCCCAUGGUGGGCUUCAUGGUGACCAAUCAGUGCACCUUCCACACACCGGUCAGCUUUCCUCAGAUCCCUGUGGCCGCAUUGGCCGUGGAGAAAGUGGGGCGCUCCAGCGUGCACUACCGCCUUGCUCUGUUCCCUCCUAAGCCCACCAAGGAGACGCCUUCUGUCAGCCACUGGGACCUCAGCGAUGGCUUCUUCUUCGGCCACCCCACGCUGGCUCACUUUGCCUCUUUGGCCUGCACCACAGGGUCUUCAGUCCAUGUCUUUGUCAAUCCAGCCACCAGCAAGCCGCUGGGCCUUCCUGAAGACUUCCGGAGGGGCCUCCUGCGGCUGAUGAGCCCGGCUCCAGGGUGAACGUCUGUAUGGGAGUCACACCUGCCAGAAAAUAAAGUGUAGAUGAUCCUCGUAA